AUGGCUGAGGGAAUGACGCAAGAUGCUCCGCCGGCCGACCGCGAGUGGCAGAACGCGGAGAACGACGACUUUGACCGCCGCGAGGCCCGCGACAGCGAGAUGGAGCUGGAGCGCGAGCCAUCGGUGCGCGACCGCGAGCGCGAUGACGAGCGCGAGCGCGAUGGGGGCGCGCGUGGCGCAGCGGAAGCAGCGCGUCCCUCGCCGGCGCCUUCAAACAUUAUCGGCGCCUUUGGUCUGAGCAUUCGCACGACCGAACGCGACCUUGAGGAGGAGUUCGGGCGCGUCGGCGAGGUCGAAAAGGUCGUCAUCGUGUACGACGCGCGGACCGGCCGCUCGCGCGGCUUUGGCUUCCUCACGAUGAAGGACGUCGAGUCUGCCACGGAAGCCAUCCAGCAGAUGAACGGCGUCGAGCUGCACGGCCGCCGCAUCCGCGUGGACUACUCGAGCACGUCGCGCGCGCACGACCCGACGCCCGGAGAGUACCGCGGCAACCCGCGUCCGGCCGACGACCGCUAUGCGCCGCCGCGCCACCCGGGCAGCUCGUACCGCGGCGCCGCCUACCGGGGCGACCGGGAUCGUGAUGAGGGCCGUGACUAUGGCCGCGACUAUGGCCGCGAUCGUGACCGCGACCGCGACUACCGAGACCGCGACUAUGGCCGCGACUCCUACGGCCGCCGCGACCGCGGGCGGUACGACGACACUGACCGAGCAGGCAGCUGGGCGCGCCGUGACGACCGCGGCCCGCGGUACCGUCGCGGCCAUGGCCCCGACUCGGACGACUGGCGCCGCCGUGCAAGUCCACCGCGUGCACGCUCGCGCAGUCCGCCGCCGCGUGCGCGCUACGAUGGAGAGGACGAGCGGCGAGGUGCACCGCCAUCCCGCGCUGAGGACGAUGAGGCGAUGCGCUACGAGCGUGAUCGGUAUGCAGACGAGCGCCCGGCGCGCUACGACUGA
This is a messenger RNA of Malassezia sympodialis ATCC 42132, 954 nucleotides long. RefSeq lists its product as uncharacterized. The transcript has 2 exons. Gene Ontology annotation, molecular function: RNA binding. Bases 1 to 954 code for a protein of 317 amino acids. The record is from RefSeq and is a predicted model, not a curated record. NCBI's taxonomy places the organism in Eukaryota, Fungi, Basidiomycota, Malasseziomycetes, Malasseziales, Malasseziaceae.